Molecule: messenger RNA, 1373 nt
Organism: Cherax quadricarinatus
Lineage: Eukaryota; Metazoa; Arthropoda; Malacostraca; Decapoda; Parastacidae
Source: RefSeq, a predicted model, not a curated record
UUGGUAACUUGGUCCACCUGAUCUAAUUGGGAAUUUCUAGUUUCUCUUUCUAUUUACAGAGGAACUCUUGUUCCUUUUUCUUUCAUUGUUAAUCUUUUGGCAACAAAUCUUCCCUGUACAUCGGCUUAAGCUGUCAGUGGCCCUGAUAAACCCAACAAACAAAAAACCCCAUUAUGCCUUCAGUUAACUACAUAAUCACAUUACAUUUGGAUUGAUAUUGAAUGAGAAACAGUGGAAGUGUGUUCCAAAACAUGGAUGGCUAUUCUUCUAAGCUAGCAGGAGAACUGCACAACUAUAAUUACAGCAGCAGUGCACAACAUUUUGGGCCAGUAUCAGGUGGUGUGUCAGGCCCUGUUCAGUCUAUGACAUCUACUUCCCAGUUUAUUACCCAACAGAGUCAUUCAUCUAGCCAGUUAGACAGCAACAUAGGCCUAGCAACAGGACAAGGGACCAACUUACAAGAAGAAUUUUGUGAAGGAACUGGAGUUGGGGGAGGUGGAGGACGUAAGAAGAAAAAGAAACAAAAAAGUGGUGAAGACCCUAGUACUUCUGUGAAGCCCAACAUAAUGCCUGAGGAAGAUCUUGUUGAUGCUGCCAUUCCACUGCUGUCAGAAAAUCAAGGAUGUGGACCCAGAUGUGAAAAUAGUAUUUCUGUCAUCAAAUACAACAUCUUUGAUGCAACUAUUGGAUCAAGGAGUGAUGAAGACAAAAUUUUAAGUGCCAUAUACAGGGUAGUGCAGAAACUCCUCUCAGCAAUAGAUGACAACCGUGACAUGUAAGGCCACUGUUUCGAGAGGUUUCCUGGAAAUGUUGAUUAUGUUAAAUACAUCUUAAAAUACAUAUGUAAAAACUAUAUGUGAAUUUGCUCAGUAUCACUCCAUUGUGUUUACCUAAGGUUAAUAAUCAGAAGUGUAAUUCUUCUCUACAAAACUUAUUAAACCUAUUAGCACAACCUAAUAGAAUAUUCAGUUCUCUUGUAUUCAUUGUAACUCGCCUAAUGACCAUAUGUACUGUUAUUGCCGUAUUAAUCUUAAGUUAGUUUUAAGUUUGUCCAAAAUGCUUUGCAUAUAAAGGGGCUUUUAUUAUUCUUAGUUGUGAUCCAAGUAAUUUUUUUUAAAGAUUGGCAUUUAUUGUGUUGAGUGCAGCCAGAUCAGCAUUUGAAAUGACCUGCAAACAGAAUUGGUUUCAUACAUAACCAAGGGCUUUCCACAGAUAUUAUCAAAUAUCAACCCCUCAAGGGAGGUUUCUUGAUGCUGGUGAGGGGCUCUUGAUCUAGGGAAUUGAAUCUGUGCUCCAAUUCUCUGAAUUGAGCCUGAAUGCUUUCCAUCACCCCCCCCCCCCAGGUACUGUAUAAUCCCUACAGGUUUAGCACU